AUGUGGAGCAGAAGCAAAGCUGCAAAUGUUAGCAGGCAUGAUGGAAAACAAAGGCAAGAGGAUAACAAAGAAACUUUAACUAGAUACACCUAUAAUGCCUCCUUCGUCGCUCCGCUCAUUGUCGGAGUUGUUCGAGUUGGAGUUGUUGGACUCACUUAUCCGAGUUACAGCUUAUUCAGCCGAUGGAGGACUCUAGUCUCGGCAUCUUCAGGCGUGAUUUUAGCACAAGUUUCCUUGUUGGGCUGCUAUUCAAUGUUCUCGGGGCCUUCUAAGUGGACUGAAGAAUCGUGCGCCGAAGAGAUUAGAGCGUUAGGCGCAUGCUGGGAGACGAGCAUAUCUUUGCUCAUGUCCCUAAUCAUGAAUCUAUCCGUUUCGAUGCUCCUUUGUGCUCUUAAGGCUUGGCUAUACGUGCUAUUUGCUGCUCUAACAUUGGGAAUGCGCUUCUCAAUUUAUAAAUUUUUGCCCGAGAGAAAAAAGAAGGAUGGCGAAGGAGAUCUCCUCAAACCACAUUGGUUUUGGAAGAGGUUUCUUCAAAAAGAUGGCAAUGUUGAUGCCGUGUAG
Nicotiana attenuata is the source of this 561-nucleotide messenger RNA. RefSeq names its product sugar transport protein 10-like. Gene Ontology annotation, molecular function: carbohydrate transmembrane transporter activity. The transcript has 4 exons. Lineage: Eukaryota; Viridiplantae; Streptophyta; Magnoliopsida; Solanales; Solanaceae. Gene Ontology annotation, cellular component: membrane. Gene Ontology annotation, biological process: transmembrane transport. The record is from RefSeq and is a predicted model, not a curated record. The coding region runs from base 1 to 561 and encodes 186 amino acids.